Belonocnema kinseyi is the source of this 1919-nucleotide messenger RNA. RefSeq names its product hydroxymethylglutaryl-CoA lyase, mitochondrial (gene Hmgcl). The record is from RefSeq and is a predicted model, not a curated record. Gene Ontology annotation, biological process: L-leucine catabolic process; ketone body biosynthetic process. Gene Ontology annotation, molecular function: hydroxymethylglutaryl-CoA lyase activity. NCBI's taxonomy places the organism in Eukaryota, Metazoa, Arthropoda, Insecta, Hymenoptera, Cynipidae. The transcript is spliced from 2 exons. Bases 394 to 1359 code for a protein of 321 amino acids.
UAAUAUUAUCACAAAGUUUUAUUGAAUAUUUAAAUGAAAAUAUAGACGAGGCAAUUUUCUUAACGAUUUUGAGGCUGUGUUAUUUUAUUAAAAAACUUCGUAUGCACGUCAUUUGCAGUCUUAUAAGCGUAAACAACACGAAGUACUUCGUGGUAAACAACAUGAUCUGCAAUUCUUAAACAAAGACAAUGUCUUACUAUCUUUAGUAUGUACUGAACUGAUAAUUUUGCAAAGCCUCUGUCGCAACUUUGAAUAAGUCUUAAAAACAUUAAAGAGUUAUUCGUUUUAUCAAAUGGAUCGAUUCUAAACACCAGAUUGAAGACCUAGGUAAAUCAAGAACCUUAGAAAAAUAAAAUAUCAAAUUCCUAAAUCCAAACCUCAAUAGCCAAAAAAAUGUUCUUAUCCAGACCUUUUAUCCGCAACCUUCCAAACUCAAGAAGCUACAGCGAUUUCGUAAAAGUAGUCGAAGUUGGACCUCGAGAUGGAUUACAAAACGAGAAAAAAAUAAUUCCCACACCCGUGAAAGUAGAUUUCAUCAACAGACUCUCAGAAACAGGACUUCAAGUAAUCGAAGCAACAAGCUUCGUAUCUCCCAAAUGGGUUCCUCAAAUGUACGAUAGCGCAGAAGUAUUUAAGCAAAUAAAAAAAGUAAAAGGCGUCAAUUAUCCAGUUCUCAUCCCCAAUGCGAAAGGUUUGGAAAAGGCAAUAGAAGUAGGCGCCAAGGAAAUAGCAAUCUUCAGUUCUCCGUCUGAAAGCUUUUCUAAAAAAAAUACCAACUGCACCCUGAGUGAAAAUAUGGAAAGGAUGAAGGAAAUCAUCUGCCUUGCUAAAAAGAGUGACCUGACAAUUAGGGGAUACAUCUCUUGUAUCAUUGGUUGUCCCUACGAAGGAUCGAUGAAACCUGCAGUCGUUGCAGCUUUAGCUUCUGCUUUAUUAGAUCUAGGUUGCUACGAAGUUUCUCUAGGCGACACGAUUGGGGUUGGGACUCCAAAGAAAGUAAAAUCUCUUCUCAGCGAAAUGAGGGAAGUUGAUGAUUUGAGUAAAUUUGCUCUUCAUUUCCACGACACUUAUGGCCAGGCGAUAGGAAAUACUUACACAGGACUUGAUGAGGGAAUAAGAAUCUUCGAUUCUUCAGUUUCUGGACUAGGAGGUUGUCCAUAUGCUGCGGGUGCAACCGGAAAUGUUGCUACUGAAGAUUUACUAUAUUUCCUGCACGAACAAGGCCUUCAAACUGGCGUCGACUUGAACAAAAUGGUCCAAGUGGGCCAUUUUAUUAGCAAUCAACUGGAGAAAAAAAACCAAUCCAAAGUUGGAAAUGCUUUGCUUACUAAGGAAACUUUGAAAAAGGUUUGCGUUUAAAAUCUAGCUGGAGGAGAAAGAAAGUAUGGGGACCAAGUUAACCAUUUUGCUCAUAUGGAUAAUCAGGCCUCACAGACCGAUCCUUGUAUCCCCUAUUUUGCCAUAUAUUUAGCUCAGGUCCCUAAUGUACUCUAUUUUCAGGCUGGUUACUAUUUUUUAAAAAUUUUACUCCCGAAUUUCUCCCGGUUCUCCCGGUAAAUAUUCGUGAUUUCUCCCGGAUUAUAAAAAAAUCAACUUUCUUUGCAAAAGACACCCUUUUUCUCAUAUAUUAUCAAUUGCGGAAGUGGAUAAAUGCGAUAAAAACUUUUUACAGGAAAUUGAUUGACCUUAAAUCAUAUAAGAACAGGGUGGCCAUCCAAUCGGGAGAAUUGGGAGAAAAUUGCACCGGAUAAAGUCGAGUGAUUUCCAGUAUUUCACAAUUUGCGCAUUUUGUAAUUCUUAAAUUGUUUCCAACUAGAAAGUAUUAAUUUUCAAAUUGUUUAGAAUAAUUAAAAUUUAAAAGCUUACAAUAUUUCUCACAGUAUUUAAAAUUCUGCAAUUUUGAAUGGAGAAAAUGGCAA